CAGGAUCUGCUGGGUCACCGAAUUUGGCUGCACUUCCGGAUCGGGCAGCCAAUCGUGUCUCUCUCGCCGGAGGGGUUUCUGAGCUGUUUAUAAGCCUGAAUACAAACGCCUUAUUUCAAGAUGCAUUCGCCAAGGAUUGGAAUUUACAUGAAGAGGAGAAAGCGAGGCUGCUCCAAGGCUUGAAAAUCAUCUUCCUCCAUCUGGCCGUCGCUCUCUCUGUCUCUUCAGAUCGGUGCUCAUUUCCUCUCCUUUCACCGUCAUGCUGUGUUGGGGGAACGCCAGGGAUGGGCAGUUGGGUAUCGGCGUGGAGAGGCACCCCGUGUUCGAGCCGAGGAACUGCCACGUGUUCAGUAGGCGAGGGCUGAUAGAGGUCGCGUGCGGAGGCCAGCACACACUGUUCCUGCUGCACGAUGGAAGCGUGUACACAUGCGGCUUUAACGGCUGCAGGCAGCUGGGCCACAAUAAAGAUGGGUCUUUCCCAGAGCUGGUGGGUGCUCUGGACACUCAGAAGAUAACGAUGGUGUCGUGUGGUUGGGCCCAUUCCAUGGCGGUAAACGAGCAGGGCCAGGUGUUUGCGUGGGGAGCCGGUGACAGGGGACAGCUGGGCCUGGGAACAGCAGAGAACGCCGUCCGAAUCCCAAGGUUGGUGAAAAGACUCUGUGAUCACAGCAUCUCUCAAGUGAUGUGUGGGAACCAGCACUGCAUCGCACUUUCUCGAGAUGGCCAGCUCUUCACAUGGGGUCAGAACACCAACGGUCAGCUCGGUCUGGGGAAAGGAGAGCCCAGCAAACUGUCUCCUCAUCCUCUGAAGUCUCUGGCAGGAAUCCCUCUGGCCCAGAUCACCGCUGGAGGAGACCACAGCUUUGCUCUGUCCUUGUCUGGGGCUGUAUUCGGCUGGGGCAAGAACAGAGCCGGGCAGCUCGGCCUCAACGACAAGCAAGAUCGAGCUGUUCCAUGUCACGUCAAAUUCUUGAGAUCCCAGAAGGUUGUUUACAUCAGCUGUGGAGAUGAACACACAGCAGCCCUCACAAAAGAUGGAGGUCUGUUUACGUUUGGCGACGGGUCGUGGGGCCAGCUAGGUCACGGAUCGACCAAUAACGAGCUCUUACCGAGACGAGUGUUGGAGCUCAUGGGUACUGAGGUGUCACAGGUGGCCUGCGGCAGGCACCACACUCUGGCGUUAGUGCCCUCCUCCAGCAUGGUGUAUGCGUUUGGUUGUAAUAGUCAAGGCCAGCUGGGGACAGGAAUACUGGGAGAUGCGAGGAGCCCAUUUCCCAUCAAAACAAGCUUCCUGAGUGGAAAUCUGCAGCGAGAAACAAAGCAGUACAUGGUGAUAAAGAUCAUCUGUGGAGGAGACCACAGUUUCCUAUUAUACUCCAAUGAGCAGAAUUCUAUCAACCCGGUGGACUUCAGAGUGAUCAACAUCAGUAAAAGUUUGUCUCCCAUCAACUAUGAGAGGUUAAACUCCUGGAGGUUAAAGCUGAUGUACAACACAGACUCCAGUGUUGCAAAUGAUAUUGUAAUCCAACUCUCCUCUGCAGCUUGUUGGAACGCCAGCUUCUUGGACCAAAGUGACGAUACUCACUUCAAAACCAACCCCAAAAUUCCAGGCAUUGACUUGAACUCUGUCAGAGUUCUGUUUGAGUGUCUCAGCAAACCGGCCUUUUCUGGACUCCUGGAACAGGCCAGCACGAGCUUUGAGAGUCUGUUGAUUCCCCAGCUGCCCCGCUCCCCUCCUGACGUUGAGGCCAUGAGGAUCUACCUCAUCCUGUCCGAGUACCCCGCCCUGCAGGACUCCAAGAACUACAUCCGUCUCACCAUUCCUCUGGCGAUGGCAAUUCUCCGACUAGACACCAACCCCAGCAAAGUAUUGGAUAACUGGUGGUGUUUUGUGGAUGGCAAUGUGUUCACCAGAAUGGUGGACACGUACAAGAGCAUUGUUGUGUUUAUGCUCACAGGAGGCAAGACGCUCUUGGUACCUGUAUUCUACGACAAUUAUUUUUUGGCCACACUGCAGCUGCUGGAGAAACUCCAUAAGGUGAACCUGAAGGCCAACCAUGUGGAGUACAGCCAUUUUUAUAUCCCUGAUGUCACCAGCCUGGUGGACAUCCAGGAAGACUACCUCAAAUGGUUUCUGAGUAAAGCCGAGAUUAAAGUUGGAUCAUCUCCUUCACAGAGUGACUUUCCCUCCGUAAACCUCUGUGCCUUUCCGUUCAUCUUGAACGCUCAAGCCAAGACUACAAUGCUGCAAACAGAUGCUGAACUGCAAAUGCAGAUGGCAGUGAGUGGUGCAAACUUGCACAAUGUCUUUAUGCUGCUCACACUGGAACCCCACCUUGCUAGAAACCCCUACCUGGUGCUCCAUGUGCGUAGGAACCAUUUAGUAAGUGACACCCUACGUGAGCUCACCAUGUACACUGAUGUGGACCUCAAGAAGCCACUCAAGGUGAUAUUUGAUGGCGAGGAGGCUGUAGAUGCAGGUGGAGUGACUAAAGAGUUCUUCCUGCUGCUGUUAAAAGAGCUGAUGGAUCCUGUUUAUGGGAUGUUCACUCAUUAUAAAGACUCCAACCUGCUGUGGUUCUCAGACACUUGUUUUGUAGAGCAGAACUGGUUCCACCUGAUUGGGGUCAUCUGUGGUCUGGCCAUCUAUAACUCCACUGUGGUGGACCUGCACUUCCCUCUCGCUCUCUACAAGAAACUUCUAGAUGUUUUGCCCAAACUGGAAGACUUUAAGGAGCUCUCGCCGACAGAGGCCAGGAGUCUUCAGGAGCUUUUGGACUAUGAAGGGGAAGAUGUGGAAGAAAUAUUUCUUCUUAACUUUUCUAUCACUAGGGAGAAUUAUGGGAUGGUAGAAGUCAAGGAGCUGGUUCCUGGAGGAGAAAGCAUCGCCGUGGACAAAAACAACAGGAAGGAGUUUGUGGAGGCCUACCUGCGCUACGUGUUCACGGACUCUGUGUCCGAGCAGUACUCUGCCUUCUCCUCCGGUUUCCUGAAGGUGUGCGGGGGGGAGAUUCUGGCGCUGUUCCAGCCCUCUGAGCUGAUGGCCAUGGUGGUUGGCAACAACAAUUAUAACUGGGAGGAGAUGGAGAAGAACGCUGUUUACAAAGGAGAGUUCUCAGCGACUCACCCAACAGUCAGAUUGUUCUGGGAGGUUUUCCACGAAUUUUCCUUGGAAAAGAAGAAGCAGUUCUUACUGUUCCUCACCGGCAGUGACCGUAUCCCCAUCCAUGGAAUGGAGAGCUUGCGUAUCGUCAUCCAGUCCACCACGGCCGAGGAGCAUUACCUGCCGGUGGCCCACACCUGCUACAACCUCCUGGACAUGCCCCGCUACCAGACCAAAGAGAUCCUGCGUCGCCGUCUGACUCAGGCCGUGGAGCAAUACGAGGGCUUCAGCCUGGUCUGAGGGGCAUCUGAGAGGAGCUUCAAUGCACUUUAACUGCAAUACACCCCGCCCAACAUCCCAGUGUGUGUGUCUGUCUGAAGGUAACACUGCUCUGGACACACGGAGGUCACUGGUGAAGAUGACCUGACAUCAGAAAACAUUUGAGAAGAUUGAGAAACUUUGACUUCUGGGUGUUUGCAUCGAUUUUGUUGUUGUUUUCUUUUGACUUCUUUAAAAAAAAUUGUUUCGUAAAAUUGUGUAUUUUAUAUUCCUUAAAUUCUAUUUUUCACCUUUAAAUUUAUUUUGUUGUUGCCCUGACACAAUAUAUUGCUUUUGGUUAUUUUUAAUUUAUUAAACAGAGGGUUUUAUAUUUUGACAAACAUGUAUAGAUUUGUGUAAAUAGGACUUUAAUCUCUGCUCCUUAUGUUUGGAGGGGAGUUUAGUCUCGCUGAUCCUUUUAAAUCUGGACUUAAGCAUGUCCUUCCUCCCUGAUUAUACACUCAACAAAAAUAUAAACGCAACACCUUUGUUUCUGCUCUGAUUUUUCAUGAGAUGGACUUAAAGAUCUAAAAUUCAUUCCAGAUACACAAUAUUACCAUUUCUCUCAAACAUUGUUCACAAAUCAGUCUAAAUGUGUGAUAGUGAGCACCUGUGCUUUGCUGAGAUAAUCCAUCCCAGACCGGUUCUGAGUCCCCAGACCCCCAAUAAGGCAAAAAACUGCACAUUCCAGGGUGGCCUUUUAUUGUGGGCAGUAUAAGGUGCACCUGUGCACUAAUCAUGAUGUCAGAUCAGCAUCUUGAUGUGGCACACCUGUGAGGUGGAAUGGAUUAUCUCAGCAAAGCACAGGUGCUCACUAUCACACAUUUAGACUGAUUUGUGAACAAUGUUUGAGAGAAAUGGUAAUAUUGUGUAUCUGGAAUGAAUUUUAGAUCUUUAAGUCCAUCUCAUGAAAAAUCAGAGCAGAAACAAAGGUGUUGCGUUUAUAUUUUUGUUGUGUAUAAAAAAAGAAGGGACGAUUGUUUUUGGCAGGCCGAGGAAGGCUUCAGGGCAACAUGUACGGAGUGUGUGAUUCCUGCCGUUUAGCUCUUUAACCUGCAUUCAACAGCGUUGCCUUCUACAACUAAACCUACUGUAAAGACCUGAAGUUAACGUUCAGAGUUGCUUGCCGGGACCCGUAUGCAUGUUGUUGGGUGAAAGCUAAAGCUAGAUUGUUUUUUCUUUCAAUUCCAGUGAUUCCAUUUCUAGUAGGUUAGAAGAGAAGAAACAUCAGGCUAAUUCUAACAGACCAGGGCCUGAAGUAAACGAGUCCUAGCUUCACCCACCAUCUCCAAGGUUCCAGUUAAAUUACCGUUAAAGGUAUGGUUCACAUCCUUUCUAGUGGGUUUCUGUGGAAAGUUUCUGGAUCUUAUGUUUUUGAAAGUCACUUAAACAAUCUUGGUUUGAAGAAAUUGAUUAUUUCUGAUUAGAUUGACAGGCUAACGGCUAGCCACACUGAAGUGGAUUUCUUUUUGUGAAAUUUGAUUUAUUAGCCUUCAUAGGACCUUAGUUUUAGAAAAUCUGGUCAGUGAGAAAAUACAGCUUGAUUUUCCUCAGAAAAUCAAAGACUAGUAACAAAUGCCCUCAUACUGGAGUUGUCUCCUUAUCAGACAAAAGCCUGAAAACCAGAACGAAACCAACAAAAACACAACCAUUUUCCUGUUAUUGUCUUAAGCUAGCUGUGACCUCAGAAACGUCACUAAAAAGGUAAUAAAACAUAAAGUGUGUCCUUUAAAUGUCACAUAAAACAGAACAUAUAAAAACAGUAUCAUCGAUGAUUGUAACUAUUAUCCACUGUACCACAAAUUAGAGGGUAACUCUUUUUUAUAUUUGAAUAAAUGCAUAUUUUAACUAUGUGGGUUGAUGAAAUACAUAUUAGCUUCUAUUAUAAAUCUGAUAUUACUUGUUCCAGAACCUGCCCUGAUGCUGUAUUUACUCUUUAAGCUGAACCUCUUACUACAAAGUGUUGGUCGUGCAUUGAAUCGUGUGAAGUCGUCUUGCAUUUAUAACUCUUGGUAGUGGUGUUGAAGUGACUUCACACACCUGAUGAUCCAUUCAGCAAUAACAACCUAAAGCAGCCCAGUAAUGAGAAAAAAAAGAAGAAAAAAAACUCUGGGUGAAACGCUGGAGCCUUCUGAGGACCGACCCUUCACGCUAUACUGCAUGUAGACAACAUUUCUGUCUUUUUCUUCAUGUCAGGCUGAUUUCUCCUACAGAGUUUAGUCCUAUGCAAAGGUUUGUGCAGCCCUUGACUUUUCUGCACCUUUUUAUGUGCUAGAGCAUUUUUUUUCUUGUGUAAUUAUUACAAAUAAAAACAAAGUUCUCUGUUCCAGCCAAGAUUUUAAAUAAAAUACAUUGGAAUAAACAAA
Nothobranchius furzeri (turquoise killifish) is the source of this 5787-nucleotide messenger RNA. RefSeq names its product HECT and RLD domain containing E3 ubiquitin protein ligase 3 (gene herc3). Gene Ontology annotation, molecular function: ubiquitin protein ligase activity. Gene Ontology annotation, biological process: ubiquitin-dependent protein catabolic process; protein ubiquitination. The record is from RefSeq and is a predicted model, not a curated record. NCBI's taxonomy places the organism in Eukaryota, Metazoa, Chordata, Actinopteri, Cyprinodontiformes, Nothobranchiidae. Gene Ontology annotation, cellular component: cytoplasm.